AUGAGCUUAAAUUACUUAAAAAAAGAGGUUCUAAAAAAUAAGAAAAAAAACAGAUUGGUACCAGGAGAGCAAGUUCAUCUUCAAGAUACAAUUUUGGAUGUGCCUUACAAUAAGGUGCAGAUUGUUGAAGUUAUUGGUAAAGGCAAGGUUAUCGUAGAUAUUACAUUUGAAAGCAGUAAUACAAGACAAUAUGUAGUUCAACUAGCUAACAUAAUUGG
Molecule: messenger RNA, 218 nt
Organism: Dentiscutata heterogama
Lineage: Eukaryota; Fungi; Glomeromycota; Glomeromycetes; Diversisporales; Gigasporaceae
Source: the annotation of a GenBank genome assembly